Opisthorchis viverrini is the source of this 1378-nucleotide messenger RNA. RefSeq lists its product as hypothetical. NCBI's taxonomy places the organism in Eukaryota, Metazoa, Platyhelminthes, Trematoda, Opisthorchiida, Opisthorchiidae. The transcript is spliced from 4 exons. The record is from RefSeq and is a predicted model, not a curated record. Bases 1 to 915 code for a protein of 304 amino acids.
AUGGAGCUGCAAUCAGUUGGGACGUCAACGGACACGACAAACAGAGCGAUCAGCUUCCCACUUGUGAGACUACUUCGCAGACGUCGUCAGACGAACCGCACAAAGGCAACUGUUGACAGGUAUCCAGUCAAGCAAGGAUACUUCCGCUCAGUGACUAAGGACGAUACCAACCCCUGCAUAUCCUGCUGCAGCAGCCUCUGGAUCACCGUAGUGAACCCUUAUCGUUUCUCCUCGCUUGUUUCAUUCAUCAAUAUGACUCCGAAAUCCACGGCUAUUCAACGAUUAAAGCAAGAUUACAUACGUUUAAUAAAGGAUCCAGUUCCAUAUGUAACUGCUGAGCCACUACCCUCCAAUAUGUUCGAAUGGCAUUACGUCAUUCGUGGCCCCAGUGACUCACCAUACAAGGGCGGAUAUUAUCACGGAAAACUUGUGUUUCCACGGGAGUUUCCCUUCCGUCCACCAUCGAUUUACAUGAUUACUCCAAACGGACGUUUCGCUUGUAACACUCGAUUAUGUCUAUCUAUCAGUGACUUCCAUCCCGAUACUUGGAACCCUGCCUGGUCCGUUUCAUCCAUACUCACGGGCUUGUUGAGUUUCAUGCUUGAGAACACGCACACUACGGGUAGCAUAGAAACAUCAGCAAGUACGAAACGUCUUUUGGCUGAGAGUAGCGGCGAGUUUAACCUUAAUUCAGAGGUAUUUUGUGAACUCUUUCCCAAUAUAGUGCAAGAAAUUCGGGAUAAACUCGCUCAGUCACAACGCCAACGCGAAUCCACAAGACAAAACAGUGGGCAUUCCAGUGGAGGUCAUGAUCACAACGCUUGGCAUAUAUCCAGUUUGUUUGUGCUAGCGGUGUUUAGUUUGUUUGCAUUCCUUGUGAGACUGGUUUUCCGCUUCCUUGCUGAGCCGGUGUGAAACAUACAACGGUUUCCAUACACAUUUUUCACUCAUACUAUCCAGUCGUUUCGGCCUCUCAGCUGACGUCGAAGUGCACCAGUGCCAGUGCUGUCAGGCCUAUCUGUGAUUGUUGUAUGAUAUCAACAAAUAUAAAUAUUUAGUUGUUUCCUAUCUGUCUCCCCCUGAGGAACAAUCACACAUUAUCUGAUUUCGUUUCAGUUCCUAGUAGAUGACAAAUGUUUUGCAAGACGUAUUCGUGCGUGUGUUACCCUCUCCGUUUCUUUUCCACUUCAUUUGUUUACUCCCCAACGCUUGUCUUCUGGUGCACAACUCGAUUUGUUCUUUUUACUCCUUCGGGUGAGGCUAGUGCCGUGUCCAUUGCAGUUCUUCUGCUUCCCUGAACAAUUCAGGUGGUCAACCUUUCCGGACGUCGCUUCUCCCAUUGUUGAAAUCACUUCCCACUGUGCUUUGUCAAUUAAAU